Parnassius mnemosyne (clouded apollo) is the source of this 2481-nucleotide messenger RNA. NCBI's taxonomy places the organism in Eukaryota, Metazoa, Arthropoda, Insecta, Lepidoptera, Papilionidae. The record is from the annotation of a GenBank genome assembly.
AUGUUCCACACGCCGGUUACGCCGCACAAAAAGCGACGACCACGUGGCACCGCUGCAAAAUCGGAGUGCAAGAACAACCAAGAUGUGUUACCAUCGUUCAGCUUAAAGGAUGAAGUGCUGGAAAAACCUGAAAAUGCGCAAAGUGCCUGUAGUAAGAGUAAAAAGUCAUCAAAGACAGCAGGCACGUCGUCAAGUACGGCACGCAAACGGCAAUUGGAAUACGAAACCGCUAAAGCUAUGGCUCUCGUGGAAAUACAAGCAGCGGAAGCUGAAGUACAAGCAGCUGAAGCAGAAGCCAAGGUUAAAAGUGCUCGGGCAGAAGCUGUCAAGAUUAAGGCAAAUAUUCAGUCGGAGUUGCUAAAGAAACAGCUUGCUGCUGAGAUGGCUGAAUUGGAAUCUCGAUCACGCUCUUCCCACAAGUCGGCUGUAAAAUCUUCGACCAGCAAAGUUGAAAAUUGGCUUAAUGCCCCAGGAAACCAGCAUGAGGAGAACCGAGAAGAUUACUCCCGUGAAACAUUCGGCCUAGAAAAGCUGGCACAUGCCUUGAAUGAGGCAGUGGCUGCCUCAUCAUAUAAAACACAGAACCAGGAGCUCUUAACAAGAUUAAGAACGUCUAAAGACCUGCCUUUAUUUUUUGGAGAUCCAAUGGAGUGGUUGCAGUUUAAACAGGCGUACCAAGAAUCUACCCAAUUAUGCAAAUAUAGUGACACAGAGAAUUUAUGGCGGCUGCGUAAGUGUCUUCGUGGCGAUGCUAAAGAAGCGGUGACUUCACUCUUGAUUGGUGGAACUACACCCGAGUUAGUAAUUGACACCUUAGAACUUCGAUUUGGCAAACCAGAAACAAUUAUGAGUAAAAUAGUUCUACAGCUAAAAAAGCUAUGUCCGUUGCCGCUAACUUAUCAUAAUGAUAUCAUUAAUUUUGCAAUAAAAAUAAAGAACUAUGUGGCUGCUACCAAAGCAAUGCAACAAAGUGAUUAUCUUCGCAGCCCGGAAUUAGUAUCAAUUCUCGUAUCCAAGCUUCCAACUUUACUUGUCGCAAAAUGGACCGACUACGUUUAUGAACAGCGAGAGUGUAAUUUACCGAAGCUGGAAUUGCUUAGUGAUUUUUUAUACGAGGAAGCCACUAAAACAGCUGCAUCAGGAGUAAGUCAUAUUCACGCUCAAUAUAAUUUAAAGAAGCUCGAUGAACGUAAACACCGUUCACACUCGCUGUUACUGUACACAAAUAGUAAUCAAUUACAAAACGCUGAAAAGUGUAUAUUUUGCCGAAAAGGGGCUCAUGGUGUCUCAGAUUGUUCACGGUUUAAGCGCGCUUUACGCAAAGAUCGCUGGCGAUUUGUACGCGUAAAUAAACUUUGCUUCAAAUGUCUUGCCCCCCGCCAUACGAAUGGUAUGUCUUGUAAUAGCAGUAAUUGCGACAUUGACGGCUGCAAUCAACCGCAUCAUCGUUUACUGCACUGGAUUAAACCAUUGGAAGAAAGCUUAAAAACUGUGGAGCGAGGUGAGGAUGAGCAUCCCAGCACCAAUGAAACAGUGACUCAUACAGUGGCAUCCCACUGUCACAAGGUGCUUUUGAAAGUGGUGCCGCUCACUCUUCACGGACCGAAUGGCAGUUUACAUACGCAUGCACUACUGGAUGAUGGAGCUACUGUGACGGUGAUAUCCUCUGAUAUAGCAGAUGAGCUCGGAUUAUACGGUGAAAACGUGAUAUUGCGCGCGCGCAGCGCAUGGGACUCGGGCGAGCUUGUGUGUGAAUCUCAAGUAGUGAGUGUUAGUGUUACUAAUUCGUAUAACAAAAUGUUUACUUUCCGUGCGCGUAAAAUUAAAGAAUUAAAUUUACCAACACAAAAAGUGCCGAAUAUGUACUUUAAUAAUUAUGGAUUGUUAAGUGAAGAUCUUAUGUUAUGUAAUUGUAACGCUAAGCCAAAAUUAUUAAUUGGUCAGGACAAUCAUCAUUUAAUUACUCCCAUUCGCUGUGUUCGUGGUAAGCGGCGUGAACCGUACAUAACUCAAACUGCGCUUGGAUGGUGUGUGCACGGAUAUAUGGUAAGUGAUGUUAAUUGCACUGAUCGCUUUGUCUCUUUCAUUAAUAGUUGCACCGAAAAGGCGGGACCAUCGCAGUCUGUCUUUCACGUACACACGGUAGGAUCGAUUACUAGCGAUCUCUCUCUCGAUAAUGAUAAUGGUGAAUGUACCUGCGCGCAGUUGCACGAUGCGGUUCGUAGAUCCUUCACGUUAGAAUCUAUUGGAGUAGGUUCGAAGCCGCGCCGCAACCCAGACGAAAUACGCGCUUUACAAAUAUUAGAUGACACUGCAGAAUUAGUACAUGGUCAAUGGACUGUCGGCUUACCGUGGAAAUACGAUGAAUUACAUUUACCCGACUCUUACCCUAACGCUUUUAAUCGGUUAAAGUCAAUAGAAAGAAAAUUUUUGCUCAACAAAGAGUAUGCAACUCGUUAUUGUGAAAGAAUGACAUACUAA